ACAACUUAUAACUCAAACUCCGAUAUGUGUGAUCCCACUAGAGACGAUGUCUCCAGCCAAAGCAGAGCGGUGAGUAUAGAAAAAAGGGCGUAUAUUCAGAGAAAAUGGCCCUUGGUCGAUGUUGUAAGAGCAUUAAUCGUUGUGAUAGUGCACUUUUUGUGUCUCUUGGCGCCGUUUAAUUAUCAAUGGGAAGCUUUGCGGUUCGGUUUGGUGCUCUUCGUGAUAACAACACUCAGCAUCACCUUCUCAUACCAUAGGAACUUGGCUCACCGGAGCUUCAAGAUCCCGAAAUGGAUCGAAUAUCCUUUUGCUUAUUCUGCUGUUUUCGCUCUCCAGGGCGAUCCAAUGGAUUGGGUGAGCAUACAUAGGUUCCAUCACCAGUUCACAGAUUCAGACCGCGACCCACAUAGCCCUAAAGAAGGAUUAUGGUUCAGCCAUAUAAUGUGGAUAUUUGACACCCAAUACAUCAAAUACAAGUGUGGAGGACGUGACAACGUGAAGGACUUGAAGAAGCAAUGGUUCUAUAAGUUUCUACGAAGGACUAUUUUUCUCCACAUCGUAAUGUUUUGGACUGUCCUCUAUCUCUACGGUGGUUUACCUUACCUUACAUGCGGCGGGGGUGUUGGAGGUGUGAUAGGGUAUCACGUGACCUUUCUCGUAAACUCGGCAUGCCAUAUUUGGGGUUCAAGGUCGUGGAAGACUAAAGACACAUCUCGUAACGUUUGGUGGUUAAGUUUGUUUACGAUGGGAGAGAGUUGGCACAACAACCACCACGCGUUUGAGUCAUCGGCGAGGCAAGGAUUGGAAUGGUGGCAGAUAGACAUAACUUGGUACCUCAUUCGACUAUUUGAAGUUCUUGGAUUAGCCACUGAUGUGAAAUUACCCUCGGAAUUCCAGAAACAGAAGAUGGCUAUCGUUCGUUAAUAUUUAUUUUGAGAUCUAAAUAUCUCUAAAAACAUUCGGUAUGAGAUACUAAGAAGCUAUUUAUGCACUACUUAAUGAGACACUAUAUAGUUGUUAUUCUUCAGUUUCUUGAUCGGCUUCGAGAUUAUGAUUGUUUUCCAUUAUAAAUGUAUGUUUUUAAU
Messenger RNA from Arabidopsis arenosa, 1085 nucleotides. NCBI's taxonomy places the organism in Eukaryota, Viridiplantae, Streptophyta, Magnoliopsida, Brassicales, Brassicaceae. The record is from the annotation of a GenBank genome assembly.